GGAAAUUUUUGCUCUCUUAGUCUUAGGAGCAUCUACUUUAACAGGAAGGGCUCUUUUCUUAGAGGCCGAUGUCUCUGGAACAUCAGCCACUAAAUUUUUAGCAAUUUUUUUUAACCCCAUUUUAGGUUCGACUUUGGAAGUAACAGCUGGAGCCUUCUUCGAUUUUUUAGAAACUUUCUUCGCCGGAGAUGGUGAUUUCGAACCACUUCUAGUGGUUGCCAUUUAUAUAGAAAAAAAUAGUGGAGGAUGACAAUGUAGGUUGAGGAAAACGUGGGUGAGGGCUUGGAGAAGGUGAUCGUGGGAAGAAGAAAUGGGUUAGGGCUUGAGAAUGGUGAUCGUGGGAAGCUACGGUUUGAAGAGUGGAAGAAUCAGAGAAAUGAAAAAUUCAAAAAAAAAAAUAAAAAAGGAGUUAUGAGGUGGCGUGCGUGUACGUGUGUAAGGAAGAAGGGAAAAGGUAAUUUUGUAAUUAUGAAACUUUUUGAAAAGUAAAAUUGAAAAAUGUAAAAGUUAAAAAAGUUUAAAAAAGAGAUUUUUUCUAUUAUAGACCAAAAAUAGAUGAAAUUUACAUUUAUGGCCCUAAAAAAGGAAAUAAACAAAAGUGGAAACUAAAAAGUUGGUAAUUACAAAAAUACCGGCUGAGAAAACGGAAACCACCAUUCUCAACCAUUUUUCUUCGUGACCAGCCGAAGCUUGUUCGUGACCCAGCGAUCCAACCCCAACAACCCAUUCUCAACCAUUUUUCUUCCAAAUCCAGCAAAAUCGAAAUCUAAAAAAAUGUAGAACUCCUAGGAAACCAGCUGAAUCCCGAAAAUCCAAAAUCAAAAACGAAAAGGGAAAAAAAAAAAACCAGGAAACCUCCAUUGAUGUACAAAAAAAACUCAAAAACAACAAUCAUUGAACAAAGAAAUCGCGAUCAGAGGAGAAGAACCGAGUAGAAGGAGAGCUGGAAAUCAAAGAAACUCACCCAUGAUUGAAUCAGAAGGACAAUUGAAGGAAACGGAACCAUUACAAAUAUUGGUGCAGAGCAAUGGGCAUUGGGAUGACAACAGAAACUAUGUUGAUUAUGAAUCAAGUGGAGAAUUAAUUUCGACCAAGUGCACUUUUGAGGAACUAAAGAGAAUAAUGAUGGAAGAACUCCAAUGCAACCAUGAAUCAACACAACUACAACUGAAAUAUCAACUGAAGGAAGGAGGCCAACCACUACACAUCAAGGAUGACAAAAGUCUGUUGUUCUACAUAAAGCUAUUAACGAAGGAGGUUGAUUUCACAAGGUACCCAUUGUGUGUGAACAAAACCAGUAACACGGCACCACCUAACCAAACAAUGGUGUGGAACAAUAUGAUCAUGGAAUCGUAUGAGAACAACGCAAAGACGAAGAUGAAGACUUGCGGCAACACGGAAACAACACGGCAACAACUUCCAAGCAACAACUAUCUCGCAGACGAUGGGAUGCGAGUGAAGUUGAUGCAUUUUUCCUAG
Messenger RNA from Cannabis sativa, 1479 nucleotides. RefSeq lists its product as uncharacterized. The transcript is spliced from 2 exons. The record is from RefSeq and is a predicted model, not a curated record. The coding region runs from base 967 to 1479 and encodes 170 amino acids. Lineage: Eukaryota; Viridiplantae; Streptophyta; Magnoliopsida; Rosales; Cannabaceae.